CACCGUCGUCAUCGCAUCACGCGCGAGCUACGACCUGCUGGUGAUGCAGCUUCGCACGUCAUCCCGUGUCCAGCGAUGGCUACAGUCCACACACGAAGUAACGCUCGGGGAUGUUUGGACCGACUCGGACUCAGGUAUCCCCUUCCUGGACGCAUUUCCUCUGGUCUUCGGCUAUGUAUGUCCUGCUCUGCAGGUGCUCGACGUCACUCGCAUCCUGCGUCCUAAUAUGCAUCCGACUUUCCAUCGUGCCCUGCGUCAGUUCCAGCACAUUGUGACGUUACGGCUGUAUGAUGUCCAACUGAGC
Fomitopsis serialis is the source of this 304-nucleotide messenger RNA. RefSeq lists its product as uncharacterized. Bases 111 to 275 code for a protein of 54 amino acids. NCBI's taxonomy places the organism in Eukaryota, Fungi, Basidiomycota, Agaricomycetes, Polyporales, Fomitopsidaceae. The transcript has a single exon. The record is from RefSeq and is a predicted model, not a curated record.